Messenger RNA from Cladocopium goreaui, 1028 nucleotides. Lineage: Eukaryota; Dinophyceae; Suessiales; Symbiodiniaceae. The record is from the annotation of a GenBank genome assembly.
GCAAUGUGUUUAUGGCCGACUCGCUUUUCUGCAGACACUGUGGCUCCAAGCGUGAGGAGGUGCCAGUGCAGCAAAGUGCCCCGCAGAUCAGCUCUCCAAUCCACAUGCUCACCGAAGAGGAACAGGGGCAAAUCCUUGUCGAGCGCAAGAUUGAGGCAUUUCGACAGCUGGCAGCCAAUUUAGACGCUCAGGUCAUUGACCAGAUCGUUGACGAGCACAAUCGAAGGCUUGUUGGCUCCUCAGGUGUCGGAAACGGCGCAGCCUUAGAAGCCUGUCAACAGGAGCUUGCUCAAUGCAAGGAGCUGCUUGCCUUGAAAGAGCAAGAACUCGCAGAUUGCCGGGAGGAGCUGCAGAGGCUUCGAGAAUAUUCGACUGCCUUGGAAGAGAGGGAUCAAAAGCUAUCCGCAGCAGUGCACUCAUCUGCGCCAAUGCUAGAUCAGGUCCACAGAAAAGUCUCCUUUACCCCGUCGGCUGUGCAGCCAACGAUAGCUGCUAUAAACCCAGCGGCAUCUCGUUUCGCCCAGAUGGAUACAAAUCACGAUGGUCUUAUUUCACAGGAUGAAUUUGAAAGUCAUCGUGCGGCACGCAGCAACGUCUACAUGGCAGAUACGAACAGAGGGCACUCUACGGCAGCUUCAGUAGGCAGCUCAAGCCCUGGUGGAAGGUGUAUGGUGCAGCUGCCCAGUCAGGCGACCUACAAGGCUGCCUACCUACCAUCUCACCAGGCACCAGUGAUGCCGAUGCCUGUCCAGGAUUCACUCUUUCAGCGCAUUGAUUCCAAUCAUGAUGGAGUGAUCUCAGCGGAAGAAGCAGUAGCCCAGCUGCAUUGGCACAGACUGAAAAGAGGUGGACACUCAGCGAGUUUGUCAGCCCCGUAUUCCUCAAAAAAAGGGGUUGGCUUGAAAUUUUAUCUAUACUACAAAUCUAAUGUAAUUAUACCAAUAUAUGAUAUAUGUAUACAUAUAUAUAUAUAUACAUGUAUUACAUUAGAUGUAUAUGUAUAUUCACGAAAAGCUAACUUGUGCUAG